GAGUUCAAAUACAUCCAUGUUCUGCCUAAUAACUCUGGCUACAGCUCUAUCUGUUUUUUUAUUGGACAGAACAUUUAAUCCUGCCCAAUCCAGGUCAGAUACUUUACAGAGAAAGUUUGGCACUGGCAUUUAGUCCCUGAGCAGAGCUGGAGUAAUUCUUGGAGUCUUUCCAUUGUGUAUAAAGAUAAGGUAACAAUGGGUCACACUGUGCUGCUGCUGCUGCUGCUGCUGUUGAGUCUGGGUGUCUGUGCCGUACAUUGUGCCGGUGGCCACACUCUCCGAUUUCUUAUAACACAAAUAUUAUCCCCUACCCCGGGCCUGCCAAUAUAUACUGUAUAUGGGUAUAUAGAUGACUUCAAGUGUGGAAAGUACAACAGUGACACACGCAGGGUUCAGGCUUUGAUUCCACUUAAUGAGUCUCUUAUUGCCAUGCCAGAGGAUGCCCUGACUGAGCACCUGGAGACGCAGACUAAAUUUGCUCAAGAAUUGGAGAUUACUGAAAGAGACAAAAUGGAAUUUAUAAUGGGGUUUUUAAACAAGACAUAUGAUAAUGGAGGGUUCCCUGUCUACCAGAGGAGGUUUGUCUGUGAGCUGAAUGAGGAUGGUACGGCUGGUGGAUAUGAGGAGAUUGCAUAUAAUGGCAAAGAGAUUAUAGCACUGGAUAAAGAGAAGGUGGUGUAUGUGUCUGUAACGCAAGAGGCUCUGGUUAUGAUGGACCAAUGGAAUAAGCGCUUUGAUGAUGCUACUGAUAAUAAGAUCUACAUGGAGAAUGAAUGUAUCCAACAAAUGAAGUUAUAUCUCCAUUAUUUAUCAGCCUACAUGAAGAGGAAAGUUCCCCCUAAAGUGAAGGUUUCCAGCUCAGAGUCAGAGAGUGGUAUCAAACUGCACUGCUGGGUGUAUGGGUUCUACCCCCGAGAUGUGGAAGUGAAGUGGAUAAAGAAUGGGAGAGAUGAGAUUUACUCAGAGGAAUCAGCAGAGAUCCUGCCAAACCCUGAUGGCACCUAUCAGAUCAGAGUCAGUGUGGAGGUAACACCAGAGGAGGGCGCCACUUACUCCUGCCAUGUGGAUCACAGCAGUUUGGAGAAUCCCCUGGUUGUAGCAUUUGAAUCCAGUAAUAGAAGCAUGUUGUACCUCCUGAUCGGUGGGACUGCUCUUCUUGUCCUUGCCCUUUUUGCCCAGGGAAUAUUCAUAUAUAAACGGAGAAAGAGUAAAGGAUCGGAAAGCGGCCAAAACAGGAGAAACAACAUGAAUCUUGCACAACUGUAGAAAUAAAAAUGAUAGUGUUAGUGUU
This is a messenger RNA of Xenopus laevis (African clawed frog), 1291 nucleotides long. RefSeq names its product major histocompatibility complex class I-related gene protein-like (gene mhc1-uba8.2.L). NCBI's taxonomy places the organism in Eukaryota, Metazoa, Chordata, Amphibia, Anura, Pipidae. The record is from RefSeq and is a predicted model, not a curated record. The transcript is spliced from 6 exons. The coding region runs from base 196 to 1266 and encodes 356 amino acids.